This is a messenger RNA of Condylura cristata (star-nosed mole), 1284 nucleotides long. RefSeq names its product Fc fragment of IgE, low affinity II, receptor for (CD23) (gene FCER2). Lineage: Eukaryota; Metazoa; Chordata; Mammalia; Eulipotyphla; Talpidae. Gene Ontology annotation, molecular function: signaling receptor activity. Bases 1 to 918 code for a protein of 305 amino acids. The transcript has 10 exons. The record is from RefSeq and is a predicted model, not a curated record.
AUGGACAGCUUGGCCGCCAGCCGCCUGCUCUGGGUGGACCCAGACCCGCCCUCCAGCGUGACCCAGCCGCCGAGCAGACAGCCGACAGCCGGGCAGGUGGCCGCGCCCCGCGAGCGGAGAAGCCAGGCAGGCACCAUGGAGGAAGGCUCGUACUCAGAGGUCCCGGUGGAGCCCCCCCUGAGGCGGUGGCGCUGCGGCAGGCAGGGCGUGAAGCUGGCGCUGCUGGGGCUGCUGACGGCGGCGCUGUGGGCCGGGCUGCUGAGCCUGCUUCUCCUGUGGCACUGGGACACGGUGCAGAGUCUGAAGCAGCUGGAGGACACCGCUGCCCAGAACGUCUCUCAGGUCUCCAAGGCCUUGAAACAGCAGGACGCCGAGUUCUCCCGCAACCUGGACCGGGUGGUGGAGAACCUGAGCAACCUCAAGUCCCUGGGCCUGAACGAGCGCCGGCGGGCCUUCGAGUCCCUGGAGAGGCUGCGCCUGGAGGUGGACAAGCUGUGGGUGGAGCUGCGCGAGGCCAACGGUUCUCGGUGCGGCUCGUGCCCCGAGCAGUGGGUCAACUUCCGGCGGAAGUGCUACUACUUCGGCCAGGGCUCCAAGAAGUGGGUCCAGGCCCGGAACGCAUGCCGCGGCCUGCAAGGGCAGCUGGUCAGCAUCCACAGCCAGCAGGAGCAGGACUUCCUGACCAGGCAUGUCAGCAGGACCGGGUCCUGGAUCGGCCUUCGGGACCUGGACAUAGAGGGGGAGUUUGUCUGGAUGGACGGAAACCCCCUGGACUACAGCAACUGGGGGCCGGGGGAGCCCAACAACGGGGGCCAGGGUGAGGACUGCGUGAUGAUGCAGGGCUCGGGGCAGUGGAACGACGCCUUCUGCUACAGCCCGCUGGACAGCUGGGUGUGUGACCGCCUGGCCACGUGCUGACGCCCCUCCCCAGCCUGCUGCCAACUGCCCUGCCCCACCUUGAACUCAGGAACAGCCAAACCCAGGAUAGUACCUGCCCGGCCUCUGGCCCAGCCCUGACCCCUACGCACCAGAGGGCCAAGGAGGGCACUGUCCUGGGCAUGGGGGUCCUCCAGGACCAGGUAGGGACAGAGCUGGCCCCUCGGCUAGACAUGCCCCAGGGGCCCCAGGUCUCCGGCUGUCCCUACCAACGACCCGUGCACAGACCCGUCUCCUCCUCAGAAAGCCAUGCCAGUGAGUGAGCAGCGUUCUGCGCUGCCGGUCACUCGGGCCCUCGCUGGGGCGUCCCCGCCGCCUCCCCCCACUGCCCUCACCCUCCUAAGCCAG